This is a messenger RNA of Bolinopsis microptera, 2991 nucleotides long. RefSeq names its product glutamate receptor ionotropic, kainate 2-like. Gene Ontology annotation, molecular function: glutamate receptor activity; transmitter-gated monoatomic ion channel activity involved in regulation of postsynaptic membrane potential. Gene Ontology annotation, cellular component: postsynaptic density membrane; plasma membrane. The coding region runs from base 1 to 2991 and encodes 996 amino acids. Gene Ontology annotation, biological process: modulation of chemical synaptic transmission; synaptic transmission, glutamatergic. The record is from RefSeq and is a predicted model, not a curated record. The transcript has 21 exons. NCBI's taxonomy places the organism in Eukaryota, Metazoa, Ctenophora, Tentaculata, Lobata, Bolinopsidae.
AUGACUGUAGGGUCAAUUCUUAAUAAAACCAAGAUCAAACUCAGAGAAAUUCAUCUAGGAAUAUUAGAUCGAGGAGCUAAAUAUAGAGAUGUUUUUACUUUCGCGUUGGAUUACAUUGAGAAUGACGAAGAACUAUUACCGAACACAAGGAUAGUUCCGUAUUACAGGGCUAUUAACACCAACCCUAUCAACAUCAGUAAGAGAGUAUUUGAACUACUACAAAUAGGAGUAUCGGCGAUAGUGUGUCUAGCACCCUCUACCAUCACCCAGCAGGUGGCUAACUUUGCUAACCAAAAGAAAGUGCCCGUCAUUGCUGUCACUGCUACUGAUCCGUUGCUGGCAAACAAGGAAGACCGACCCUAUCUACUACGGAUCUCCCCGAGUGAUUCUCAGCAAAGUUCCGCCAUAUCUGAUAUCUUGUCCUACUUCAGGUGGCAUCACUUCUCUAUCCUCACUUCAUACGAUCCUUACGGUAUACACGGCAUAGCGGGGAUACAGGAAGCAGCCACAGAGAGAAACUGGAAGAUAAACAACAUCCAACACUUUCUUGUUCCUGCAGAUGUUUCUAAACUAAAUGUGUCAAAGGAGCUGGAGCGGGUGUAUAAGAGUGAGUCCCGUAUCAUGGUACUGAACUGCGGAGCAAGUGCAGCUGGACAAGUGCUCAGACAGGCUGAGAAGUUUGGUUUGACCAGGGACGGGUAUGCUUGGAUUGUGUCAGACGGGGUUACCGGCAACUUUAACGAUCUAUCACCGGGCAGGAACAAUGUGUUUGAGGGGUAUUUAGAUGGCCUGAUUGGCACAAUGCCAGCUACAAAAGAUGGGGCUCUUUAUCGCUCUUUGACUGACGGGCUAAGCGACAGAUAUGAUCUCAAGAGACGAGAUAUUACCCCGUUUGCAAGGCUUGCAUUUGACUCUGUUCUGGUAUUUGCACACGCUCUACACGGAUAUUUUCGAGAGAACAUAGCAUUAGCUGAACAAAAUAUAAAUGUUUGGGAGGAACCAGGAGUUGAAUUUAGAGAUGGCCCGUUGUUCUACGAGCACCUAAAACAGGUUGAAGUUGAUGGCGCAAGUAAAAUGUUGUCGUUUGACGAGGACGGUCAGAUAAAAAACGCCAAGUACGACAUUGUAAACUUUGACGCAGUGAACGGCUACUUCAAGGAAGUAGGAUACUGGUCACCACAGACCGGAGUAGUCCUGAAUACGGAUAUGGAGGUGUUCUUCAGUGGUGGAACUAAGCAAACCCCGUCCUAUCAGAUAGCUACACUGGAGGGCAGGCACCUUGUACUGGGCAUAGACGUGGACCCUCCGUUUGUAAUGCACGAUGAAAGUUGUGGUGGGGAGAUCGCCUGCUAUUCUGGGUAUUGUGUGUCUCUGGUUCUAGAACUUUCGGAGAUGCUCGAUUUUACUUACGAAUUCGUUCAUCCGUCUGAUGGAACAUGGGGUGGACUGGAAAAAGACGGAAAAACCUGGACAGGGAUAUUCAAGGAUCUGUUGGACAGGAAGAUAGACAUAGCAACUGUCCACAUGUCAAUUAACAGCAUCAGAGAGGAAUUUAUAGACUUCUCCGUUCCCUUCAUGCAGGCAGGCCUGACGGUGGUAGUGAAGGGUGAAGAAGAGACGAGUGACGGUUAUUUCUUUCUCUCCCCCUUUAGUGCGGAUGUCCUAUAUGCUAUUGGAGCGGCAGUUUUUGGAGUUAUUAUAAUUGUGUGGGUUUACAACCGGAUAUCCCCAAACGGGUUGUACUGGAGUAAGCAGUUUGCGCUAAUGUCCUGCAAGUGCAGCAUGUGCAGGAGGAGACGGAGGGAGGGGAGACAGUUUCAGAGACACAAAACCUGCGCUAUCAAACAGUUGGAGGCUCAGGAAGAGGUGUUUGAAUAUGACUCCCUACCCUCCAAUUCAGCCCAGUUGAACAUGACAAACUCUUCCUGGAUAGUGUUCGCAUCUCUUCUCAACCAGGACCCCGUUAUCAGCUGGCCUACCAGUAUCUCCGGAAGAAUUGUCCUCCUCUUUUGGUGGCUUGUCGUUAUGGUGGUUCUGGCCAUGUACACUGCUAACCUCGCUGCCUUCCUCACUAUAACGAAGAUGACAACUGGGAUAUCAAAGAUAGAAGAUCUGCUGAAUCAGGACCGCUACAAGUGGGGGACUGUGAAGGAUACCCACCCAGAGGUAGCCUUAUCUAACAGUGUCAGGGAGGACUUCAAAACUAUCAUCCGCAAACAGGACGCCGUUUUAACAACUGACGAAGGAUUUGCUCGGGUUUUGGAACAAGAGUACGCGUUCAUAUAUGAAAGUCCAAUUUUUGAGUACAUGAAGAGGAAGUUCUGUACUUUGGAGAAAGUUGGUGUCGGAGAGUUCUUGAGCUUUGACUACGCAUUUGGCUUUCCACCUGACUCACCCUACAUAGACGUAAUAAAUCAAGCUCUACUGAAGCUGCAAGAAAACAGCAAGCUAGAUACACUGUGGACAGCUUUACUGGCUAACACGGGCCAAUGUCCCCCUCGACCACCCACCGCUCAGCUGACCCUGCAGUCCCUGAACGGUGUGUUCACUACACUUGCAGUGGGACUUGUAGCCAGUGUGUUCGCUCUCAUUGGGGAGUAUUUGUAUGUCACGUGGUGUGAUGUACAGGGUAGAACUGUGGGCUGUCCUCCCAAGCAACGGCCCAAGUCCAUGUUAGAAGCGCUGAAGAGGAGAUUACGAUUUCUUGGCCACGACCUGAAACAUUCGUUCUCACCUCAAUCAAACAUAAACAAAUCAAGUAACGACACAAACGAUGUUUUCAAAGACAGUGAAAGUGUUGAAUUAAGACAAAAACUUAGAAAUAAGACUGAUCAUCACGUGGCUAACGACACGUCUGAUUCGCUAACAAACAAUGAGUUAUCAGCCAACGAAAUCCAGGGUAUCGACCAUGAAGAGGACUCAUUAGAGUCGGAAUCAGAGAUUGAUGAUUACAGUCAAACUGGAGAGGAAUGCACUGAAUGUGGCCACUAG